GACCCUGGCGCGGUUGAGAGGUUGACGGAGCCGCGGCCCGGCGUCUGAGGCGAGCGCGGCCACACACAGUGCUGCUGGGGGACACGCAGGCUGCUGCCGCCGCCGCCAUGUCGGUGCUGGGCGAGUACGAGCGACACUGCGACUCCCUCAACUCGGACUUCGGGAGCGAGUCCGGGGGUGGCGGGGACUCGAGCGCGGGGCCCAGCGCCAGCGCGGGACCGCGGGGCGGCGGCGGCCCGGCCGAGCAGGAGGAGCUGCACUACAUCCCCAUCCGCGUCCUGGGCCGCGGCGCCUUCGGCGAGGCCACGCUGUACCGCCGCACCGAGGAUGACUCACUGGUUGUGUGGAAGGAAGUCGAUUUGACACGACUGUCUGAAAAGGAGCGUCGUGACGCCCUGAAUGAGAUUGUCAUCCUGGCCCUGCUGCAGCACGACAACAUCAUUGCCUACUACAAUCACUUCAUGGACAAUACCACCCUGCUGAUCGAGCUGGAGUACUGCAACGGAGGGAACCUAUAUGACAAAAUCCUGCGUCAGAAGGACAAGCUCUUUGAGGAAGAGAUGGUAGUAUGGUACCUCUUCCAGAUUGUUUCAGCAGUGAGCUGUAUCCAUAAAGCUGGAAUCCUUCAUAGAGAUAUAAAGACGUUAAAUAUUUUUCUGACCAAGGCAAACCUGAUCAAACUUGGAGACUAUGGCCUAGCAAAGAAACUCAAUUCUGAGUAUUCCAUGGCUGAGACGCUUGUGGGAACCCCGUAUUACAUGUCUCCCGAGCUCUGCCAAGGAGUCAAAUACAAUUUCAAGUCUGAUAUCUGGGCAGUAGGCUGUGUCAUUUUUGAACUGCUCACACUGAAGAGAACAUUUGAUGCUACAAAUCCACUCAACUUAUGUGUGAAGAUUGUACAAGGAAUCCGAGCAAUGGAAGUUGAUUCUAGCCAGUACUCCUUGGAAUUGAUCCAGAUGGUUCAUGCAUGCCUUGACCAGGAUCCCGAGCAGAGACCCACUGCAGAUGAGUUGCUCGACCACCCCCUCCUCAGGAAACGCCGGAGAGAGAUGGAGGAGAAAGUUACUCUGCUGAAUGCGCCUACAAAGAGACCAAGGUCAAGCACUGUGACUGAAGCACCCAUCGCGGUGGUAACAUCUCGAACCAGUGAAGUCUACGUCUGGGGGGGUGGGAAAUCCACCCCCCAGAAGCUGGAUGUCAUCAAGAGUGGCUGUAGUGCUCGACAGGUGUGCGCAGGGAAUACUCACUUCGCUGUGGUCACAGUGGAGAAAGAACUGUACACCUGGGUGAACAUGCAGGGGGGUACUAAGCUCCAUGGUCAGCUGGGCCAUGGAGACAAAGCAUCGUACCGACAGCCGAAGCGCGUGGAGAAGCUGCAAGGCAGGGCUAUCCGUCAGGUGUCGUGUGGCGAUGAUUUCACCGUCUGCGUGACAGAUGAAGGUCAGCUGUAUGCCUUCGGCUCAGACUAUUACGGCUGCAUGGGAGUGGACAAGGUUGCUGGCCCCGAAGUACUAGAACCCAUGCAGCUGAACUUCUUCCUCAGCAAUCCAGUGGAGCAGGUCUCCUGUGGAGAUAAUCAUGUGGUGGUUCUGACUCGAAAUAAGGAAGUCUAUUCUUGGGGCUGUGGCGAGUAUGGACGACUUGGACUAGAUUCCGAAGAGGAUUUUUAUACACCUCAGAAGGUGGAUGUUCCCAAGGCUUUGAUCAUCGUCGCAGUUCAAUGUGGUUGCGAUGGAACAUUUCUGCUGACCCAGUCAGGCAAAGUGCUAGCCUGUGGGCUUAAUGAGUUCAACAAGCUGGGUCUGAAUCAGUGCAUGUCUGGCAUCAUCAACCAUGAAGCAUACCAUGAAGUUCCCUACGCAACCUCUUUUACCUUGGCCAAACAGUUGUCCUUUUAUAAAAUCCGCACCAUUGCCCCAGGCAAGACGCACACAGCUGCUAUUGACGAACGAGGCCGGUUGCUGACCUUCGGCUGCAACAAGUGUGGUCAGCUGGGCGUUGGGAAUUAUAAGAAGCGUCUGGGAAUCAACUUGCUUGGGGGACCCCUAGGUGGAAAACAGGUGAUCCGGGUGUCCUGUGGUGAUGAGUUCACCAUUGCUGCCACUGAUGAUAAUCACAUUUUUGCCUGGGGCAAUGGUGGUAAUGGCCGCCUGGCAAUGACCCCCACAGAGAGACCACAUGGUUCUGAUAUCUGUACCUCCUGGCCUCGGCCUAUCUUUGGAUCUCUACAUCAUGUCCCAGACCUGUCUUGCCGUGGCUGGCACACCAUUCUCAUUGUUGAGAAAGUAUUGAAUUCUAAGACCAUCCGUUCCAAUAGUAGCGGCUUAUCCAUUGGAACUGUGGUCCAGAGCUCGACUCCAGGAGUCAGCGGUGGUGGCGAAGAGGAGGAGAGUCCGCAAGAGUCUGAAACUCCUGACCCAAGUGGAGGCUUCCGGGGAACCAUGGAAGCGGACCGAGGCAUGGAAGGUUUAAUGAGUCCCACAGAGGCCAUGGGGAACAGUAGCGGGGCCAGCAGCUCCUGCCCUGGCUGGCUUCGCAAGGAGCUGGAAAAUGCGGAGUUCAUCCCCAUGCCUGACAGUCCCUCUCCCCUGAGUGCUGCCUUUUCAGAAUCUGAGAAAGACACCCUUCCCUAUGAUGAGCUGCAAGGCCUCAAGGUGGCCUCGGACGUGCCUUCAGAACACAAGCCCCAAGCUGGAGCCUGGCCCCCUCGGCUGAAUCCUGCAGGGACGCCUGCUGGGAAGGGAACACCCCUGAGCCCUGCCUGUGUGUGUAGCACCCUGCAAGGGGAGGUGGAACGAUUACAGGGUCUGGUGUUAAAGUGUCUGGCUGAACAGCAGGAGCUACAGCAAGAAAACGUCCAGAUUUUUACUCAACUACAGAAGCUGAAUAAGAAGUUAGAAGGAGGGCAGCAGGUGGGGAUGCAUUCCAAAGGAACGCAGACAGCAAAGGAAGAGAUGGAAAUGGAUCCAAAGCCUGACUUAGAUUCAGAUUCCUGGUGCCUCCUGGGAACAGACUCCUGCCGACCCAGCCUCUAGUCUACAGGAUCCCGGGAAACUGGGGUGCCAAGAACUUCCCAGCACACACUUCUGCAUUCAUGCGGAGAGCAGCUUCCCCGGCUUUGUUCACGUGCAGGCGAGAAGCGCAAGGCAAUGGUGCAGAAGCACUGUCCCUGUACAUGUGGAGAGUGGCACUGCCUUGUAGAUAGGAUCUAGGAGUGACUUUGUUGUUUUGGAGGAUGGCAGGGCCCCGUGGCCCCAGCUUCGUCAUCAGUGACUGGCACAGCAGCAGCAGCUCUAUCGCAUCUGUCCACCCCACUGAUGAAGAGGAGACAGAAUGCUCACCUUGAUUAUGCUGGUAGCAGCUUGAAUCCCAUUUAUCAUUUUCACCAUUACUUGGAAGCCGUCCUGAGAAUUCACGACCAGGCAGUGCCCUCGGUGCGGAAGCUGAAAGGGCAAUGCUGCAGUGGGCUGGAGCUGGGCAAGGUGCCCAGGUUUCCAUGGGGCAGGGAGGAGUCCUCCAAACCUGGGGGAGUCCAGCGAGGGCUUGUCUCAGAAAAUUCAGUGCCUGUGUAGCCAAAUGGCUCCAGGAGGAAAAGUGGGCUUAGGUUGCUUUUCCUCGAGGGUAAAGUGGCCAAGGGCAGGGCCCUCCCCACCACACAGCGCCAAGUUUCAGGCUGUGGUGAUGCAGAGCGUGGUCUCCUCGCUUUCCAAAUACCUCGGCGAGAUGACAGUCUUAGACAUGAGGCUGCAGGCUCCUGGCCUUCCUGUGGCUGCUUCUCUCAGCUUCAUGGAGCCGAAGAGGGACUCUUCCACCCAGGGGAGGCUUCUCAUGCCAUCAGCAGCCCCAGCCAUUCCCUCUGUAUGUCUAGUCAGUAUUUUUUUUUUCCCCUUUUGUCUUCUGAAGCCAUAUCAUAACUGGUGAAUCUGUGUCAUCGUGCCUACUAGAGAGGCCCAAAGCCAACAUCCAACCCUGGGAGUCCCUGCAGCCAAACGGGACAGGUCAGCCUUGCCAAGCGGAUGGGAUUUGGUGAGGGCCCAUCCUCCUUGUAUCCUUGAAGACAGGAGCAAGCUAGUUUGCCCAAAGAGAGUGAAUGUCCUAGAAUAAAACUUCAUAAAGCCCAGUUCUAGGUGAGCGUUCGAUGGCGUCACUGAACGGGGUGAGCUCUGUGUUCCCGCCCAGCCCUAGGAACUGUUCCUUCAGUAUUCUGGGUCACAAAGGCUCUCCAUGUGAGUUUCAACAUCCUUUCUUCUCCCACCCCUGAAAACAAUGAAAUUUUGUUUUAUUCUCCCUAAAUCAAACAAACAAAAAAAAAGUUUGGUAAUCUGUUUACUGUUGUAGGAGGACCUGGGCAGUGGAAAUUUUUGCCAUUUGCCCUCCAAGUGGUGUCAAAGCUGGUGCUCGGGGAAAGCCCCAUUGGUUGGGGAUGGGCAACUCUGUUCAUGGGAUCGCCAUGGCUGUGAUGUUCCCAUUGUUUUCUCAGUUCUUGGAAGCCUCGUACAAUUGUACUAAUGUAAUCACUGAAACCUUUUUUUGAAAUCGAGGGAAGGGGCCAACCCUGAAUGAAGGCUCUAAGUCCUGGGGACCUGGGGGUUUGCUGUGAAGCCUAGUGGUGGGUUUUGGUUCAUCCUGUAAAUGCAACUUCAGCUUUCUUAAGGACUGCCUGGCCUUUCCUGUCCCCAGGUCCUCAUGCUCCCCUUCUCAGCAGGCCUGAGGCAUAGUCAGUUUGGGUGUUCCUCCUGUGGGUUGUUUCUGCUCUGGAGCUGAGGGACAUGGGCACAUCACUCAGACUAUGGGGUGACAGUGAGCCUCGAAGGUGUGUCCAAACCAGACCUCCGGUUCCAGAGAGGAGUCUUAGCAGUGGGAUGCAGGGGCCAUUUUCUCUAGCAUGUUUCCUUGAGAAGUCUAGGUUUGCUAUUACUCUAGCUGAAAAUCCGGGUUCUGUGCCUUAGAGACAAUUUGCACUUUCUCAAAUUGUGCCUGGGAUAGCCACAGACCUUUUCCCAGCAGACAGCCAUGCAGAGGGAAAGCGGUGCCAAGGCGGCAGUGGCACACCUCGGGAGGGGAGGGACAGCCUGCUGCAAAAGCGCCUGGAUGGUUCCUGUGGCUGGGCCUCCUGAAACCGCAUCUUGCUUUUUCUUUAUGCAGCGCUAGGUGUUUGAAGUUUGCCAGUGUUGUUUCCGAGUUCUAGUAUAAGCUGAGUUACUCCUCAGCUCUGACACUGUCGCCAAAAAACUAGCUUAUUGUUGGCCAGAUGCUUGGAAGGUUGAGGGUGGAGUGGUUUGGCAUUUCUGUGUUAAAUAAACAUUUAAACUCUCAGUGCUUUGCUCAGUCAGCCUGCCCAUGGCCUUGGUCACUGAGAUAAAAACUCUCAACUCCUCAGCCUGCAUGAAUAUUUGAUUUAGCAAGUCUUCAUAUAAAUAAGUGUUUUUGCAACAGAAACAGCCCAGGGGACCCGGGGCACAGAACUGAUCCUUGCUUCUUUCCAGUUCCUCGUCUUGCCAGCAGAAUCCUUGCCACUGCUCCAGCUUCUCCCCUCCCCCAUAAUUGAUAGAAGAGUGCUGAAAGUGCCAAGUGUGGACAGGCGAGGCUGUCCCAGUGCUCACCUCCCAAACCCAUUGAGGCCUGGGAGCAUUUCCCUCCCUGCAGGGGGGGCAUUGGGUGUGGUCUCCCCAAGCCCCCUCAGCAUUUCACUUGAAGUUUAAGGAAAAGCAGCCUAAAACCCAAGUUGUUUCUAGGUUGCCCUGACACCAAGAAUCAGGAGCAGCAGUGUGUUCUAAAGAAAUUUCGUUCGAGUGAGGUCCCUGGGCCUCCAAGGAAGGAUUAUCCAUGGGAGUGUCAGGGCAGGAUGAGCUAGACUAAAACAUUCCUUCCCGCUGCAAAGCCAGAAGUCAGUCAUUGGUAUAAUGAUUAACUAUGGAAAUAAACAUGCUAACCAUUCACUCCAGAAUCUGAAACAUGAAGAAAGCCGCCUCUGCCACAUCUCUGCCGCCUCCCACGUGCUAGGGAAGAGAGACAGAUUGGUGACUGAAGGCGAGGGCUGGCCCCAAAGUGCUGUGCUAAUAACUACACUGCCCCUAAAGAAAUAUCUCAACACAUUUGCACACACGUCUUAAGUGAAACAAGUUUCCAUGUGAGUUUCACCACGAAAUUUUUCCCAUGGCUUCACCCACUGAACUUUGAAAUUUAUGAUGUUUACUUGCACUAAGGUUUCUUGGAUAAAGAAAUCCAAAUUAUGGGUGUCCAUAAGCACUGUUAUUUGUUCAGUAUCAUCCCCCCAAGCUUUCCAGGAAAGACUUAGAUAAGAUUCUCCCCAAACACGAGAUCAAGCUCCCCUAUAAAAUCUAACAGAUCCUCCUCAUAGGUUCAAGAACCAUAUAGAGAUCAAAGCAAACAUUAAGGCACGACUGUUGUGUUUCCUUAGCAGGAUAAAAAUAACUGCUUCCAAAGGAAGCACUCCCCCAGACAUCCGGAUCUGUUCUCUUCGGAGGUCCUGAUCUAUGGCUGCAUAAUGUCAGCUAGGGAUUCCCUGCCCAAGGGGCCAGAUGAGUGAAGCAGACAGGUGAGGAUGCGCAGCCUGAAGAAGUGACUG
Messenger RNA from Ochotona curzoniae (black-lipped pika), 6589 nucleotides. It is a transcript of the gene NEK9, whose product is annotated as NIMA related kinase 9. Gene Ontology annotation, biological process: protein phosphorylation. Bases 108 to 3035 code for a protein of 975 amino acids. The record is from RefSeq and is a predicted model, not a curated record. Lineage: Eukaryota; Metazoa; Chordata; Mammalia; Lagomorpha; Ochotonidae. The transcript has 22 exons. Gene Ontology annotation, cellular component: centrosome. Gene Ontology annotation, molecular function: ATP binding; protein kinase activity; protein kinase binding.